Gadus chalcogrammus (walleye pollock) is the source of this 3049-nucleotide messenger RNA. It is a transcript of the gene slc30a4, whose product is annotated as solute carrier family 30 member 4. Gene Ontology annotation, biological process: zinc ion transmembrane transport; response to zinc ion. The transcript has 8 exons. Lineage: Eukaryota; Metazoa; Chordata; Actinopteri; Gadiformes; Gadidae. Gene Ontology annotation, cellular component: plasma membrane. The coding region runs from base 273 to 1598 and encodes 441 amino acids. Gene Ontology annotation, molecular function: zinc ion transmembrane transporter activity. The record is from RefSeq and is a predicted model, not a curated record.
CAAGCCCGCCCCAAACCGUUUGUGACUUCCGGCUACAGCUCCGAUCUAACAUGGCUCCGAUAUGUAUCUGACAGGACAACAGUCAGGAUAGUCUUUAAGCAGCCCAAUGUUCAAGAAGCAAGUUCCCUCAGACUGUCUCUUCAACGUCGAAUGGAAUGCAAACGUCGACACGCACCACAGAGCUAUGUGAAUGAUUACUCACUCCCAUGACCUCUGUGAAGGCAUAAGGGACGCUCAGGAAGACCAAUUGAAUCCCCCCCGUGCAGAUAAAGAUGUCGGGUGUCAACUUCAUGAACAAAGUGCGCUCCGUCUUCAGGAAGGAGCGCAGCGACUGGAACCUCAGUGACACCGCGCCGUUAGACUUUCCGGACGAUCUGGACGAGGAUGACAGGCCUAAGUUCAACCAACUUAAGGUUGUUGUCGCGGGAGACAUGUCGGAAUACUCACCGGGGGCCAUGUCAAACGGCCUGUCGGUAAACACUCUGGUGGCAGAUGACGAUGACUCCCUCUUAGGGUCUUCGUCGAGCCUCGGCAGUCCGGGGUUGAACAUGGACCCAUGUGACAACUGCAACCAGAAGAGGGAGAGAAUCAAACGGAGGAGAGUGAUGAAGAAACUAGGCAUGGCAGCUGUGCUGUAUUUGCUCUUCAUGAUAGGAGAAUUUGUGGGUGGAUAUGUGGCCAACAGCUUAGCCAUAAUGACGGAUGCAGUGCACAUGCUGGCCGACCUGAUAGGCAUCCUGGUGUCCUUGCUGGCCCUGUGGCUGUCAGCCAGGCCCCCGACGGCCAGGUUCACGUUUGGCCUUCAUCGUCUGGAGGUGGUGUCGGCGGGCGUCAGCGUGCUGCUGAUCUACAUCCUGACUGGGGCGCUGCUGUACGAGGCCGUGCAGAGGACCAUGCUGCCCGACUUCAACAUAGACGGAGACGUCAUGCUCAUCACAGCAGCGGUGGGGGUCGCUGUCAACCUCAUCAUGGGCUUCUUACUGAACCAGAACGGGCACCUCCACGGCCACGGCCACGGCCACGGCCACGGCCACGGCCACUCCCACGGCCCUGUGGCCCCCCCGGCCGGCCAUCCCUCGGGGCCCGGGGCCCAGCCCAAACCCCACGGCAGCCUGGCGGUCCGGGCUGCCUUCAUCCACGCCCUGGGCGACCUGGUGCAGAGCGUGGGCGUGCUCAUCGCUGCCUACAUCGUCCGCUUCAAGCCAGAGUAUAAAUUGGCCGACCCGAUCUGUACCUACAUCUUUUCUGUCCUGGUCCUCUUCACAACUAUCCGCAUCAUACGAGACACCGGCCUCAUUGUACUGGAAGCGGCUCCGCGGCACCUGGACGUCCAGCGCAUCAGGGAGGACCUGCUGAAGCUGGAGGACGUGCAGUCUGUGGACGAGCUCAACGUCUGGGCGCUGACGUCGGACAAGACCGCCGCCCUGGUGCACCUCCAGCUCCUGGCCUCCAGUGCCAGUAGGUGGGAGGACGUGCAGGCCAAGGCCCGUCACCUGAUGCUCCACACCUACAGUGUCUCCAGGUGCACAGUGCAGGUGCAGACGCACAGACAGAGGAUGGCCCACACCUGCACACACUGCCACUCGUCCAGUGCCUGAACACACACACACACACACACACACACACACACACACACACACACACACACACACACACACACACACACACACACACACACACACACACACACACACACACACACACACACACACUCUUGUAGAUAAUAUAUACAUUAAACAAUACAUAUCAUGCAGCAGCAAGGCAGAAACGACACAACAAAUGGCCAUGACUCUGGUACAUGACUGUCACAAGAUGUCAGGUAGUCAGAAACUACAACUAAAUGUGCCAAAGCCGAGUCAGGUGGAUAUGCAGCCCUCAGAUUAGUGUUUGCAUUCAGCGUAUGGGCGGGGCCACCCAGAGGACAGGGUUGUGGUUCUGCGAUGCAGCUGCAGGGGGCGCUAUAGAUCACCAGUAAAGCCUCGGUCAUUUGUGAAGGGCUUUGAUAGCCAUUUUCCUUUUGUACGCAACGGUUUGAUUCUCAGCAACUGAUGUCACUGAUAGGUCAUCAGCUUUUUACAGUUCAACUCAGCCUGGAGGGGUGGUUGGUAUGUUUUGAAUUUUUAAAGUUUAAUCUCACUAAGCAUGAUUCACAAGUAAUAUCUCGUAUUCCACACUAAUUACAGACUGACAACACUAAUUUUACUCUUUUUAUUUUCCAGUUGUGUCAACAGCCAUGACUAACGGCACAAUAUCUAAUAUUGUGAAAUUACUUCCAGCCUUUUGUUAAUGCAAGCUUUGCCACAAUAUCAAACUGACCCAUGUUAUCCCAUAACUCCGUUUGGCAGUGUAGAACAGGCAGCUCUGAGUGACAAUCAAAGAGUGGCACACUUUGAAUCUGGGUUCCGGUCGCUCUGCACAUGGAUUUGAGCAUUAAUGUCAUGCACUUUGUACGGUAUAUCAUAAGACCAGGUGGGUUAUACUGCACUGCAGUAUUUUCAUGGGGGAUAGUAUACCCGAGCCCUUUAAGGGGCCCUUGAUUCAGCCUCAUUGCUCUUGUGUUAACCAGGGUCAAACAGCACUGGGUUUUUAAUAUGUGAUAAUUGCCAAGUUUUUAUCAAUGCUGGAACAUCUGUUAAAGGAGGUUUUUAAUGUUUUUAGGUCGCAUGCUCUUUUACAACCUCUUCGGGUGGUUGCUUCUUCGCACAAAUGAUCUUAUUUUUUUGCACAUUCCAUGUGUUAUUUUUAACCCAUUUAAAUGGUACGGUUACAUUUGCUUCUUGUAAAAGCCAAUUGAUUUUGCCUCAUGAUUUUUUUUAUUCUCUAUAUUACCCAUGAACCCUCUAACGUAAAUAAAUGAUUGUAAAUGACACAAACACUCAUGGUUGAUGUUUCUUCAUUCCAUACACUAGAGGGAGCAGUAUUACUGAGAUUCAAACAUGCAUACAAAAAGACUUCACUAUUGCACUAAAUGCAAGACAAUGACAUCCUUUUUUAUGUGAUCUCUUUGAAGCUUUGCAAGGGGGACCAUUGUAAAUGGUCUACUUCAGGA